Messenger RNA from Drosophila kikkawai, 1353 nucleotides. RefSeq lists its product as uncharacterized. The record is from RefSeq and is a predicted model, not a curated record. Lineage: Eukaryota; Metazoa; Arthropoda; Insecta; Diptera; Drosophilidae.
CUUAAUUUAAAAGAAACUCUCUCUAAUUUAAAAAGACUUUUGUGUUUCGAGUAAGUCAUGACCACAUCAGUUCUCAUUUCGCCAGCUCACAAGUGACACAUUGAGGAAAAGUUCGGUGAUUGAAAUGGAUUGUAAAAGAAAUAUUACGGACUUGCCAAUAGAAAUACUCGAUAUUCUAUUUGAAUGUUGUGGAGAUAUGACGAACAAACUCCAUUUGGCCCAAGCUCAUCCGUAUUUGGCCCAGGCCUUUGCCUAUCAUUGUCGAAAUUUAUACAACCACAUCUCAGAAGAUGAAAAAAAAAGUUUGUGCUAUUGGCGGCUGACUCUGCCAGGCUGUGGACCGAAUAUAAAAAAGAUUGACAGAGUUAUUCGGGAGAAUGAUCAUGAUGAAGUAGAGCUUGUCAAUUUGAUUGCACUACACUGCUCAAAAUUGGAAAAAAUUAAGCUCACCUUCGAAACGGACAGUGUGGCCUGUGUGAAAUCUUUAAUAUGCCAGAGACAGAAUUCUCUGAGGGCUAUUAAUCUUAGACUAACAUCAGAAUCUCCAGAAAUUAAUACUGUGAUGCUUCAUGAAUUUCCAGAAUUGCCCUUGCUGGAAGAGCUUAAGAUUGUCAACAUUCCCAUUGAGAACUAUUAUCACCUAAAGAAAUUUGAAAAUUUGGUUAAACUUAAUAUUGGAUGUGAUUAUCCAAUGUUUGACUGUGAGGGUCGAAUACAUAUUGCUAUUGAUAUUUUGGCCCUCUGUGCACCUCUAAAGAAACUGCGAAUAUUAACUUUGAGAGACGUAACCAUUAUCAGCUCUGAGAAAAAUAAUGUCCACAUGACGGUAUUACCAAUGGAGAAGCUAAGCCUUAUAAGAUGUGUCAUAGUUUAUGAGCUUCCUGUGUGCUUUAAUCUCAAAACCUUUAUCAUUAAGGAAAAAAUGUCCAACGCAGUAGUUCACAGAUUCAUUUUGAGCCAAGGAAGUAGCCUGGAAAGCUUGUACCAUAUCUGUGACUAUUAUCCGGGUUAUAAUGAACGAUUUCUAGAGGUUAUUCGAGUAUGCCACAACCUGCGAUCCUUUCGGCCGCCAUACUAUAGUGUCUCCUUCAACCUUGACUUUGUUAAGGAAUGCGUUGAUAUCCUGAUUGAAAACGAGGUUACACCGAAUAAUCCUUUGGUACUUGAGGUAGACAGAUAUUUCAAUUACGAGGAUGUACUGAAAUGGCUCAAAUUUACGCCAUGCCCCGAAAUAAUAGGGCUCAUAUUAAUAAACGAAACGGAUGAAGAUUGUUUAAAUUAAGUUUAACAUUGGCUUCCCUUAAGAGAAAUUUUUAAUAAGUGCUUUAAUAUGAAUAUUUAUUACUUUAAAUA